Racocetra persica is the source of this 1143-nucleotide messenger RNA. The record is from the annotation of a GenBank genome assembly. Lineage: Eukaryota; Fungi; Glomeromycota; Glomeromycetes; Diversisporales; Gigasporaceae.
GAUGGAUAUAACGGAAAGAUUAUUAUUAUAAGCCGUGAACCUUAUCUACCCAUUGAUAGGCCAAAACUUAGUAAAGCUUUUGGCAUGAAACUUGAAAAAAUACAAAUCCGAAAUAAGGAUUUUUAUGAUAGCCUUUUCAUUACGUUUAAAUUAGGAACGUCUGUAACUAAAGUAGAUACCACUUCCAAAGUGGUCACCCUCGAUAAUGGUGAAAAUUUGAAGUAUGACUCUUUAAUUAUUGCUACCGGGGCUUCGCCACGAUCUAUUCCAAUUCCUGGAAUUGGACUCAACAACGUGUUUUAUCUUCGUACAUUCGAAGAUUAUGCGAAAAUUGAGCAAGCUAUCGGAAAAGAAGAAAACAAGAAUCUCACAAUUAUUGGAUCUUCUUUUAUUGGAAUGGAAGUGGCAGCUAUGUGCGCUAAAAAAGUCAAAGUUUCUGUUAUUGGCAUGGAAAAGGUCCCUUUUGAAAGAGUACUUGGCCUUGAGGUUGGAGGUGCAAUUCAAAAGUUGCAUGAAGCAAGCGGUGUCAGCUUUUAUCUGCAAUCUGGUGUGAAGGAAAUUGAACCCUUGGACACUGAUCCUGGGAAAGGCGGUGCAGUAAUAUUAGCAGAUGGCAGAAAGAUUCCCGCUGACGUGAUAGUAAUUGGAGCAGGUGUAGCUCCAGCAACUGGAUUCUUGAAAGACUCGCCAGGGUUUACAUUAGAAAAAGAUGGUAGUCUUAAAGUCGACGAGAAUUUCAAAGUUGAAGGGCUUGAUGAUGUUUUUGCAACUGGUGAUAUCGCAAGAUUCACAUUUCAUAAGACCGGGGAGACAAUCCGCAUUGAACAUUGGUCGUUUGCCGAAAACACUGGUCGUGCAGUUGCUGAAAUCAUUGCUAAAAAAUCGGCACCUUCAUUUAAAAAAAUCCCAUACUUUUGGAGUAAUCAACUUGGCAAGGGAAUACGUUAUGCUGGUUAUGCCACUAGUUUUGAUGAUGUUAUUAUUAAAGGAAACUUGGAAGAAUUUAAGUUUGCAGCAUAUUAUGCGCGGGAUGAUAAAAUUCUGGCAGUUGCAACAAUAUCCAAAGAUCCUUUAGCUUCUUAUAGUUCAGAACUGUUGAGGCUUGAUGCAUUUCCAUCAGCAACUGAAAUUAAAAAUGGAAAG